GAUUCUGUAUGUUUAAAAAGUUUCUUUCACUUUAUAAAGGAUUGUUGGAGGUUUGAGGAGGAAAUCAUUUGAACAGGUGCUUUUAUCUCGUUAAAAUGUUGAUUCGACUUGCUUUUUUCAUUGUUUGCAAUAUUUUAUUUGUGAAUGGAGCAAACAUACUGUUUCUGGCCACAUUAUCAUCACCAAGUCAUCAUUUUUGGAUUGGAGCAAUAACCAGUGAAUUGGUCGGACAUGGACAUAAUAUUACUGUGAUUUCACCAGAUAUUGAAAAAAAUCCACCGCCUGGAAUACACUACAUUUUAAUCGAAAAUCAGUAUAGCGAUGAUAGCAGGCAAUUUAUAAAAGAUAUGCUUUCGGCGCCAGGCCCAACUAAUUUAAUUGAUGAUGCUUUGACUAUGCUUAAAGUUUGCACCGGCAUUUGUGAAGCACAAGUCCAAACAAAUGGUUUUAAAACAUUGCUCAACUAUCCGGACAAUUUCAAAUUCGACCUAAUUAUUCAUGAUUACACCUGCGGUCCAUGUCAUUUACCAUUUGCCCAUAAAUUCAAAAAUCCACCACUGUUGGGUGUCACCGGAUACAGCAAUCCAUCUUUUAUGCCAAUGAUGAUGGGGGGACACCAAUAUACUGCAUAUAUUCCACACAAUGCACUUUUGUCGGAUGAAAAUAUGAACUUUUUGGAAAGAGUCAAGAAUUUUCUAAUUUAUGGCCUGGAAAAUAUAUAUCGACAGCAAUUUUUUAUUCCGGCAAUUGACACUUAUGCCCAAAAAGGUUUUGGCACCAAUAUUCCAUCAGUCAGUGAAUUGGAGAAAAGAACGGCACUUGCAUUUGUUAAUACAAAUCCGGCCUUGGAUUAUCCAGCACCACUUUCAGAAAAUAUAAUUCCAGUCGCUGGCCUACAUAUCAAAGAUCCAAAACCGAUACCAAAUGAUUUGAAAGCAUUCGUUGAUUCGUCAAAUAAAGGGAUAGUUAUAUUCUCACUCGGAACUAACUUCCGAAGUGAGUUUCUGCCGGAAGCGAAACAAAAACUUUUCUUGGAAGUUUUUCGAGAAUUUCCGGAUUAUCAUUUUCUGUGGAAAUUUGAGAGCAAUCUUCCUGCAUCAGAUUUACCGAAAAAUGUUUUAAUUCGGCCGUGGUUGCCCAUCUCAAAUAUUUUGGCUGAUUCUAAAACAAAAGCGAUUUUCUUUCAUGGCGGUUUGUUAACAACCCAAGAAGCCCUUUGGCGAGGCGUUCCAAUGAUUAUAAUGCCACUGGGAUUCGAUCAGAAACAAAAUUUGGUGAAAACAAAACGACAAGGGAUAUCUGAAGGUGUUGAUUAUUAUUCACUUUCAAAAGCUGAAUUAAAAAAGACUCUUCAUAAAGUACUUGAAGAUCCAUCAUAUUCGAUAAACGCUUUGAAAUGGUCGGCCAAAUUCAGAGAUCAAAAAGAGAAACCGUUAGAUCGAGCUGUCUGGUGGAUCGAAUGGUUACUUCGGAAUCCAGAUUGCGAUCACUUGAAAUCGCCUGUUCUUCAACUUGGAUUUAUCGUCGGAAAUUCAUACGAUGUUAUCGCUUUCAUAUUUAUGAUUUUUAUAGCAAUAGUCACUAUUUUAAUCACAUUGUUAUGCAUUUGUGCUAGCAAAGUUAUGAGAAAACAACAUUCUCACAAUAAUUGUCCUGAAAAAAAACACAAAUAACGAAAAAACGUAAUGUAAUCGAUAUUAAAUUUUCUUAUCACUUUAUAGCAGACAAAAUAUUGAGCUGAAUAUUCAUUUGAAAUGAAACGAAAUAGAACGUACCAACGUAAGUGUUUUAUAUUCACAACAAUCACCUCUAUUGUUUUAUCAAAAAUAGCGUGCUAUUUCGUUUCAUUUCAAAUGAAUAUUCAGCUCAAUAUAUUGUCUGCUUUAUAGCUUGAUAAGAUAAUGUGUUUCUGAUUUUUUUCUCAUAUGUACAGAACGUACUGUAAUUGUAAACGAGUGAAAUAUUUACGCUCAAUGCGUUAGUUGAAUUUUAAAUUCGACAGAAAAUAUUUUGUAUUUACAGAAAUAAAUCAAUGUUCAAAAUGAA
Messenger RNA from Contarinia nasturtii (swede midge), 2046 nucleotides. Its product is annotated as UDP-glucuronosyltransferase 2C1-like. Gene Ontology annotation, molecular function: UDP-glycosyltransferase activity. Lineage: Eukaryota; Metazoa; Arthropoda; Insecta; Diptera; Cecidomyiidae. The coding region runs from base 96 to 1673 and encodes 525 amino acids. The record is from RefSeq and is a predicted model, not a curated record. The transcript has 7 exons.